CGCGCCUUCAUGUUUGUCACGCCAGAGCGUCAUUCAAUUUCUACGGAUAUCCUCCAAGAAUGCCUCAUUAUUCGUUCGGAGAGCAUACACUUAUCUAGGUCUACGUCAUUGCCACAAUUGGACAACGUAGGCGCACACCAAAAUAGAUUUUUUCACAACGACGUCACCGCGUCAUUUCCUGUCAAGGCUUUCGGUAUAUAAUGGAGUCCAAGAUAUCUGGCCUUGGCUCUUUUCCCCCCACUUCCUACUACCAUGGCCAACGACGACGAACAGAACCAUACCAUGAUACAGGCCUUCGAGUGGUACUCUGAAGGAAAUGGCGUCCACUGGAAGAAAAUCGCGGACGUAUCACCCGAGCUGGCUGAGAUGGGGAUUACUGCCAUGUGGUUACCUCCUCCUACAAAGGCGGCCGGCCAAGAGUCAGUUGGCUACGACAUUUACGACUUGUACGACCUUGGAGAGUUUGAUCAGAAAGGCGGGGUAAGGACCAAGUAUGGCACGAAGGAGGAAUUAUUGCGCGCUAUCAAGAAGGCCAAGGAGCAUGGGAUCGUUACAUACAUCGACGCGGUGUUGAAUCACAAAUUUGGCGCAGAGAGAACUGAGCAAUUUGCCGCUACUGAGGUCGAUCCAGAUGACAGGAACAAAGAGGUUUCUGAUCUUUAUGAUAUCAAGGGUUGGACAGGCUUCGAUUUUCCUGGAAGAGGUGGCAAGUACAGCAAGUUCAAGUGGAAUUUCAACCACUUUACGGGCGUGGAUUAUGACGAUAAUAACAGCAAAUCAGCCAUCUUUCGUAUUCACGGCGACGGUAAGGACUGGGCACAAGGCGUCGAUGACGAGAACAGCAACUAUGACUACCUGAUGGGUGCGGACGUCGACCAUAGCCAUCCAGACGCACGGAAGGACGUUAUCAAUUGGGGGAAGUGGGUUAUCAAGGAGACCGGCGCGACCGGAUUUAGAUUCGACGCCGUAAAGCAUAUCGACAGUCAUUUCAUCGCUGAUUUCGUUAAGGCUGUGCGCGCGGACGCGAAUGAUCCUCAUCUGUUUGCCGUUGGCGAAUAUUGGAAGGAUGAUUUGAGCGACUUGGAGGAGUAUCUGGGCUCCCUCGAGACGCAGUAUAGCGUAUUCGACACGCCUUUACACUACAACUUCAAAGAAGCUGGAGAUAGAGCAGAAGAGUAUGAUAUGCGAGCAAUUUGGGACUCCACGAUUGUCCAGAAGAGGCCCAUUGAUGCAGUGACGCUCGUUGAUAACCAUGAGUACCAAGUUGGCCAAGCAUUAGAGAGCUGGGUAUCCCCGGCAUUCAAGCCCCUAGCAUAUGCUCUGAUCUUGCUGCGACCAUCCGGAUACCCAUGUGUAUUUUGGGGUGACUUGUACGGCACGAAAGGAGAUAAUCUCCAGCAACCGGUAUCUCAGCUUGAUGUUAUGAUCCGCGCGCGUAAGUUGUACGCGUAUGGUGAGCUGAGGGAUUAUUGGGACCAUAUGAAUUGUGUGGGAUGGGUAAGGAUGGGUGAAAAGGCAAAAGGAAUGGAUGGAUGUGUCGUUGUUUUGUGCAAUGGGUCCGGUGAAGGAUCAAAGCGUAUGGAAGUGGGCAAGGAACACGCUGGUGAAAAGUGGAAUGAUCUAUUGGGGUGGUAUCAGGGUGAUGUUGUUAUUGGAGAUGAUGGUUGGGCGGAGUUCAAGUGUUCCGCUCGGAGUGUUAGCAUUUGGGUGAAGGAAGGUGCCAGGGGUAGAUGAAGGGUUACCGUUAGAAACACAAAGAUGAUAUCAUUAGAGAUCGAUACCAGGUUACUUUGUCGGUACCUACUAGACGUAUACGGUAGGAGGAAAUCAUGGAAUUCUCUUCUUACAAUCGCUGCUGGACUAAGUCUUUCUUUCUACCAUGCUAGGUUCUAACUACAUCAUAAUGUUGGCGGUGAGCUCGGCCUAUGGCUUGAUUGGAG
Molecule: messenger RNA, 1940 nt
Organism: Desarmillaria tabescens
Lineage: Eukaryota; Fungi; Basidiomycota; Agaricomycetes; Agaricales; Physalacriaceae
Product: alpha-amylase
Exons: 13
Coding region: 253-1734 (493 amino acids)
Biological process (GO): carbohydrate metabolic process
Molecular function (GO): calcium ion binding; hydrolase activity, hydrolyzing O-glycosyl compounds
Source: RefSeq, a predicted model, not a curated record